AUGGUCUUCCGUGUGUACAUGCUCGCUGCCAAGGCACCCGGCAUCACCCUCGAAGAAUUCAAGGACCACUGGGAUAACAAGCACCUCAACCUGCUUAAGGAAAUUGCCGGAGACGCCUACCCCGACGUCCACGUCCACCGCUACCCAGAAAAGGUCCAGGGCCCUGCGGAAGCCCACUACGAUGGCAUCGGCUACCUAGAAUUCAAGGACAGGGCGGGAUUCUUGAGGUUAAAGGAGAUUGCGGAGAAGCCGGAGAACCAGGCAAGGUUGGAUAAGGAUGAGAGGACAUUUUUGGAUAAGACUAAGAUCCAAAUGUACGUGGUGGAUGAUGAGGAAUGA
This is a messenger RNA of Daldinia childiae, 339 nucleotides long. RefSeq lists its product as uncharacterized. Lineage: Eukaryota; Fungi; Ascomycota; Sordariomycetes; Xylariales; Hypoxylaceae. The coding region runs from base 1 to 339 and encodes 112 amino acids. The transcript has a single exon. The record is from RefSeq and is a predicted model, not a curated record. Gene Ontology annotation, molecular function: oxidoreductase activity.